Molecule: messenger RNA, 264 nt
Organism: Diversispora eburnea
Lineage: Eukaryota; Fungi; Glomeromycota; Glomeromycetes; Diversisporales; Diversisporaceae
Source: the annotation of a GenBank genome assembly
AUGAAAUUAUCAGAUGACUUAGAUCCCGCAUCCAUAACAGACGCCCAAUCUCAAGCCCAGCCAGUCACAGCUGAAACUCACGAAGAAAGAUCUGAAAAAUCAUACAAAGCAGCUGCACAUAAUCCUGGCAAUACCCCCGAGGGGCGACUUCACGCGGCUGAAAAAUUAGCCGAACUUCACGAAGAAAGAACUGGUGAAAGAAUUGAUCCACAGUAUGAAGCGAGUAUUGGUGAUGCAAAAGCGGAAGAACGAGAUCGAUCUUAA